Messenger RNA from Aspergillus saccharolyticus JOP 1030-1, 1546 nucleotides. Its product is annotated as DUF3500 domain-containing protein. The record is from RefSeq and is a predicted model, not a curated record. NCBI's taxonomy places the organism in Eukaryota, Fungi, Ascomycota, Eurotiomycetes, Eurotiales, Aspergillaceae. The transcript has 2 exons. The coding region runs from base 164 to 1471 and encodes 435 amino acids.
UACACUUCUUUCCCAAGCCGAUAAGGAUAAAUAAUUUCCUCUCUGCCUCGGACCAGAGCUAUUAUCUUUCGCCUCCCCUCCCCCCUCCUCCCCUUCUUCUUCUUCUUCCUCUCACGCAUUGCUCUCCCCUCUACCACAAUCGCAUCAUCUCUCCCCUUACACAAUGACUCACUCCGAAGCCGAGUUGCAGAAGCCUACGGGCGAGUACCGUCAGUACUUGCCUGACCUCAGUCUGAAGCGCUUCCAGGUGAUGCGCACUCAGGACGCCCAUGAAUACGCACACGACUUCAAGACAAACCGUCAGCCUCCGUGGCUGCACGCCCUCUAUAUGCACUGGCUGGACCUGUUGCAAGAGCCCUUCAAGGGUGUAACCACCGAUGGAACCGUUCGUCCCGAUCUGUUCAAGCUUCAAGAUGAAGGCAUCCCGAUCGACACGAUUGUGGAAGCCGUUCAGAACGUGCUGUCGCUUGCCGACGAGAACCAGCGGAAGGCCCUGUGCUACCACAUCGAUUCUCCCGAAUGGCGGACCUGGUCCAACCCCGAAUUCCUUCUCAGUCACAAGGGUGUCCGCCUCGAUGAGAUCAGUGACAAGCUCCGUGACGCCGUGCUGAAUGUUCUCAAAGUCACGCUAUCGCCUGAAGGCUACGAGAAGGCCAUUGCGGCCAUGCGCAUCAACCACUUCUUAGGCGAGCUGGUCGACGGUACCAAGGUCAUGAAUGAAUACUCCUACAACUUCGUCCUCUUCGGUCGCCCCUCGACCACCCGCCCUUGGGGUUGGUCCUUUUACGGCCACCACCUAUGCUUGAACAUUUUCCUUUACAAGGGUCAGAUCGUCGCAUCUCCGUGGUUCACGGGCGCUGAGCCCAACGAGAUCGACUCCGGCCCGUACGCCGGCACUCGGAUCAUGCAGGUGGAGGAGGAACUCGGAUUGCGGCUCAUGCAGUCCCUGUCGCCCGACCUUCAGCAGAAGGCGCGUGUCUAUGCUGAGAUGCACGACCCGGCGAUGCCGCCCGGCCGCUGGAACCGCGACGACCAGCGCCAUGUCUGUGGUGCGUACCGGGACAACCGCGUUGUGCCUAACGAGGGUAUCCCGGCGAGCACGUUCAGCGACGAGCAGAAGAAGCUCAUGUACGGAAUCUUUGAGCAGUACCUGCUCUACCUGCCUGCCCGCGCCCGCCAGCUCAAGCUGGAUCAUAUCCGCCAGUUCGAGUCCGAGACCUAUUUCUGCUGGAUCGGUUCGUACGGGAAUGACGAUCCUUUCUACUACCGCUUGCAGAGCCCGGUAAUCCUGGUCGAGUUCGACCACCACUCUGGGGUCUUCCUCAAUAACGAGGAGCCCAAGAAGUUUCACAUCCACACUCUGAUGCGGACGCCGAAUGCCGGCGACUACGGCAAUGCUUUGCGUUCGCAGAUCCCCGCAGUGGAGGGGUUGAAUGGGAAGGAGAUUGUGUGGGAGAAGUCCGCACUCUGAGAAUCGCUCAGGCCCUGUAUAUAUGAUGAAGUUAUGUGAAUAGUGUUUCAAUAUUAUCAAUGCAGCAUAUAUGAG